AUGGCGAGUGCAGAGGCUAUACCUGGCGUUCACGUGCUUCUAUUUGGUGGCAACGGCCGAGUCGCGCGGGCCAUGACGAAAUUGAUGGUGGCCCGGUCCUGGACGGUCACCAGCGUGAUUCGUAAUCCCCAGCAAGAAGGGGACAUUCUGCGCCUGGGAAACAAGGAGCAACCCUCCCGUCUAAGGGUGAUCCAUUGCGAUUUGCGGACUAUCAAGACCUCGGACGAAGCGUCCCAUCUCCUGGAGCAGGUUCGACCCAACUGUAUCGUCUUUGCGGCAGGUUCAUUUUCCAACCCGUACGAAAUUGAUCGCGACGUUGCACAGCGCAUCAUGCAGGCGUCAAGCCGCGCCGACUAUGUGCGCAAAUUCCUGAUGAUUUCGUUCCCCGCUUCACGCCGCAAACCCGCACCCUGGUGGAAUCAACGAGACAUUCGCGACUAUCAUUCAGAGUCCAAUUCAUACCCUAGUGUCAAGGAUGCCAAGUUGCAAGCAGAUGAGUACUUAAUCGCAAUGGCCCGCCAGAGGGAGCUCCGAGGCGGGCCUAGAUUACAGGCCAUCAGCUUGCGACCUAGCUGGUUGCUGACGAGUCCGGGAACGGGCAAGGUGAAGCUCGGAAAGACACAAGCGCUUGGCCAACUGCCUAUCGGCGAUGUUGCAUCCAUUGCCGUGAGCCUGUUGAGCCGGAAUGAUGCCAAUGGUUGGUUUGAUCUCGUUCAAGGCGACGUGGAGAUCGAUCAAGCGGUAGAAGCGGUGGUACAAAACCAGAUCAAUUGCAUUGAAGGGGAAGACUUGGAGAAUAUAUACAAGCUUGCGGUAGAAUAG
This is a messenger RNA of Penicillium argentinense, 822 nucleotides long. RefSeq lists its product as uncharacterized. The transcript is spliced from 2 exons. Bases 1 to 822 code for a protein of 273 amino acids. The record is from RefSeq and is a predicted model, not a curated record. NCBI's taxonomy places the organism in Eukaryota, Fungi, Ascomycota, Eurotiomycetes, Eurotiales, Aspergillaceae.